Odontomachus brunneus is the source of this 1546-nucleotide messenger RNA. RefSeq names its product queuosine salvage protein. The transcript is spliced from 7 exons. Bases 16 to 1122 code for a protein of 368 amino acids. NCBI's taxonomy places the organism in Eukaryota, Metazoa, Arthropoda, Insecta, Hymenoptera, Formicidae. The record is from RefSeq and is a predicted model, not a curated record.
UUCACCUGUCGGAUAAUGACGAUAAACAAACUGUACUGCGCAAGCGUUCAUACAGUUUGUACGGUUGCACCAACGGUUGCAAUCAUGGCUCUAAGUCCAAGAGAAUCCGGCAAGUUCAUCUCCUCGACGGCACGGAACGUGUUUAUCGACAACGAAAAUAUAAAGUGGCCGGCGCUUGCGUUUGUCGAGGCUAUUGAGAAUUCUAGCUUCAGCUUGGACAAGUUCUUGCAAUGCGAAUUUCAUCCCAGACACGAUGAUCCCUUGGCGGUGGACUGGAUAUUUGUCUUGGACACGUUGAAUUUUUCAUUUUGGACUGCAACAGGCAGUAAGAAAUGGACAGUAAACGGUCAGACUGGCUACUUCGCUUUGUGUGCCGCUGUCAAGAGAGCUAUCGAGGAAGGAAAGCCCAUACAGGAUCCUGCAUAUUACUCGAAAAUAACUCUGAGCGAUGUCGAGACUAUUUUCCGAGGUGACGAUGAGGCAGUGAAGAUUCCACUUAUACACGAGAGAGUUCAAGUUUUGCACGAAGCUGGAAAAGUUUUGUUGAGCAAAUAUGAAGGUACAUUCGAAACAUGUAUCAAGUCGUGCAAAAGAUCGGCGAUGAAGUUGCUCGACCUGAUCAUCGGCGAAUUCAAGGCUUAUCGGGACGAAGCUGUUUACGAAGGAGAGAAAGUUAGUUUUUACAAAAGGGCUCAGAUACUCAUAGGCGACAUAUGGACUUGCUUCAAGGGACGUGGAAUCGGUGAAUUCCACGAUAUCAACUCUAUCACUAUGUUCGCUGAUUAUCGCAUCCCUCAGGUUUUCUUAUACGUCAAGGCUUUUCGCUAUAGCGAUUCACUUCUGAAGAAGCUUCAAUCCGACGAGCUAUUGGAGAACGGGAGCAGAGAAGAGGUGGAGAUUCGCGGUUGCUCGAUCGAGUUGGUCGAGAGAAUAUGUGAGGAGGUGGAACGGUUACUCGAGAGCUCAAAGUCAUUUCUGCAAACUCCGGAAGCCCAAGAGACUGCGAAGCACGUGAAUGCCAUCAUGAUUGAUCAAUUCCUAUGGGACUACCGACGAAGGCAUGCCAAGACUAUCGAUGAACGGAACAUACCGUUCCACAAAACGAGAUGUAUCUAUUAUUAGAGCGUAGCAUGUAGUUAUGGAUCUUCGAAUGAUCGUGUUGGCGAUUGGAUUCUCUUUCCAAUAGCUGCUCGCCGCGUCCUAUAUAUGAAAAUAAUUGAAAAUAAAUAUUUUAUUAUGAAACAUGAUGUGAGAGAAAGAGAGGGAGGGAGGGAGGGAGGGAGAGAGAGGGAGAGAGAGAGUGUGUAUCGCUGUAUUUGGAGAUCAGUCUUUGGAGAAGCACACAAUCGGAGAGGUCGAUCCUGAGACAUUCUGCGUGUAGCAUUAACUCACUGAAAGGAUGCGAUCAUUCGGGGAAUAAUCCAUCGAGACUACCUCUAUGCCUCAACCUUGUUGCAUUUAUCCUGGGUGAUGGAAAGUCGCUUAUAAGAUUUACGAAACUAUGCCAUUUUGAUUUAAUCGAUUAAAUAUUAUUUUUUACUACAAA